AUGUGCACCGUAGGCUCUUAUGCUUACCUUCAGUUUCGGGUCGGCCAUGCUGUUUCUCGUGGCAAUGCAUGCAGUGCCCUGAUGGAUCGCCCGGCCAGCAAGGGACCUGCAUCUCAUCUGGCACCGCUGGCGGUAUAUUGGAAGGGGCUACCUGCCAACGGGUUGCCCAGACUGGCAGUCUCGGAGUCUGGUUGCGCAAGCACGAUUAGUCUGGCAACAGGCUAA
This is a messenger RNA of Protopolystoma xenopodis, 225 nucleotides long. The record is from the annotation of a GenBank genome assembly. NCBI's taxonomy places the organism in Eukaryota, Metazoa, Platyhelminthes, Monogenea, Polystomatidea, Polystomatidae.